Molecule: messenger RNA, 2560 nt
Organism: Paramisgurnus dabryanus
Lineage: Eukaryota; Metazoa; Chordata; Actinopteri; Cypriniformes; Cobitidae
Gene: hspa1b
Product: heat shock protein family A (Hsp70) member 1B
Molecular function (GO): ATP-dependent protein folding chaperone; ATP binding
Source: RefSeq, a predicted model, not a curated record
CUUUCUAGAAGCAACAUGGGAGCUAUAAAACACGCAGAGUUUCUCUGUCUGAGACAGUCGAGUACAGACAACUCAAACAAACUGAGAGAAAGCUCAGAAAGAAAGUUGAAGAGAAGAGCACGCUUGCUGAAGCGCAAGAGGAAAGCUGCUGUAUCUGUGAUAACUAAUAAUAAACAAGAUGUCUAAAGGUUUGUCUAUUGGCAUUGAUCUGGGAACCACUUACUCCUGUGUCGGUGUCUUCCAGCAUGGCAAGGUGGAGAUCAUUGCUAAUGAUCAAGGAAACAGAACAACGCCAAGCUAUGUUGCCUUUACUGACACAGAAAGACUAAUUGGAGAUGCUGCCAAGAACCAGGUGGCCAUGAAUCCAAACAACACCAUAUUCGAUGCCAAGCGACUGAUCGGUAGAAAGUUUGAAGAUUCUGUGGUCCAGAGUGACAUAAAGCUCUGGCCGUUCAAGGUCGUCAAGCAGGAUGGCAAACCAAAGGUUCAAGUGGAGUACAAAGGAGAGACAAAAACCUUCUACCCUGAGGAGAUCUCAUCCAUGGUCCUGGUCAAAAUGAGAGAAAUUGCAGAGGCCUACCUGGGGCAAAGGGUUAAUAACGCUGUCAUCACAGUCCCGGCAUAUUUCAACGAUUCGCAACGACAAGCGACCAAAGACGCCGGGGUAAUCGCCGGUUUGAACGUGUUGCGAAUUAUCAAUGAGCCCACUGCAGCUGCCAUCGCCUAUGGCUUGGACAAGGGCAAAAGAGGAGAGAGAAACGUCCUGAUCUUUGACCUGGGUGGAGGCACCUUCGAUGUAUCCAUUCUGACGAUCGAGGAUGGGAUCUUUGAAGUGAAGGCCACAGCAGGGGACACUCACUUGGGAGGUGAGGACUUUGACAACCGGAUGGUAAACCACUUUGUGGAGGAGUUUAAGAGGAAACACAAGAAGGACAUCAGUCAGAAUAAGAGAGCUGUGAGGAGGCUUCGCACGGCCUGCGAAAGAGCUAAAAGAACCCUCUCAUCGAGCACUCAAGCCAGCAUCGAGAUCGAUUCCCUGUUUGAAGGCAUCGAUUUCUAUACUUCCAUCACAAGGGCUCGCUUUGAAGAGCUUAACUCCGAGCUCUUCAGAGGCACGCUAGAUCCAGUUGAGAAGGCCUUGAGAGACGCUAAACUGGACAAAUCCCAAAUUCACGAAGUUGUUCUGGUCGGCGGCUCCACAAGGAUCCCCAAGAUCCAGAAGCUUUUGCAAGACUUCUUCAAUGGCAGGGACCUUAACAAAAGCAUCAAUCCAGACGAGGCAGUGGCAUAUGGGGCAGCAGUUCAAGCUGCCAUCCUAAUGGGCGACACUUCGGAGAACGUUCAAGACUUGUUGCUUCUCGAUGUGGCACCUUUGUCCCUAGGUAUUGAGACAGCUGGUGGAGUCAUGACUCCUCUUAUCAAACGCAACACCACAAUCCCCACCAAGCAGACACAGAUAUUCUCCACUUAUUCUGACAACCAGCCAGGUGUCCUGAUUCAGGUGUUUGAAGGCGAAAGGGCUAUGACCAAAGAUAACAAUUUGCUCGGCAAGUUUGACCUCACUGGUAUCCCCCCGGCACCACGAGGCUUGCCCCAAAUCGAGGUGACCUUUGACAUCGACGCCAAUGGCAUUCUCAACGUCACCGCCAUAGACAAGAGCACAGGUAAAGAGAACAAAAUCACAAUCACCAACGACAAAGGUAGACUUAGUAAAGAGGACAUUGAACGGAUGGUGCAGGAAGCAGAAAAGUACAAAGCCGACGAUGAUUCGCAAAGAGAGAAGGUAGCAGCAAAGAACAACCUGGAGUCUUAUGCCUUCAAUAUGAAGAACAGCGUUGAGGAUGAAAAGUUGAAAGGAAAGAUUAGCGAAGAUGAGAAGAAGAAGGUUAUCGAUAAGUGUAAGGAGGUUAUCACUUGGUUGGAGAACAAUCAGCUGGCAGAAAAGGAAGAGUAUGAGCACCAUCAGAAGGAACUGGAAAGUGUGUGUAAUCCCAUCAUCAGUCGCCUGUAUCAGGGUGGAGCGCCUCCUACAGGUGGCUGUGGGUACCAAGCUCAGUCUGAAUCGCAGGGUCCCAAGAUCGAGGAAGUGGAUUAAAAAGGAGAACAAUUCUGCCUUGUUUUUAUUCGUACCUGCUUUACUGUAGUGCAAUGUUUUUUUUUAAAUGUUAAAAUCAGGUUCUAUUUUCAAGAUUUGUAAGUGCAAUAUUAUAUUUGUAUCUUGUUUGUCAAAUGUGCCUAAAUACACAAAGGUGUCUACAGAUUAAAUGAAUAUGUCCAUGCAUCCAUUUACAUUUAACAGAUGCUUUUAUCCAAAGCGACUUGAAUAGGAGAGAGGACAUUUAACAUUUUGUCAUACAAUAAGUGUAGUCUACAAAGCUAUGUUUACAAAAAGGAAUAGAGCCAGAUGGCCAUUCAUCCAUUCUCAGAAACCAUUUGUCCUCUGUAGGGUCACAGGCAGGGUACACUGGAUAGAUUAUGAAUAUGUAAUGCUUUAUAAUGUUUUAUGUAUUAAGAGAAAUGAAAAAUAAGAAUGAAAAUAAAUGAUCACUUUAUACAAAAA